AAAAAAAAAAGUACUGAAAGACAAACCUAAUUCCUAACUGAAAUCCCAGUAGCGCGAAUUUCUCCGGCCCUCUUCACGCCUUCCAGUAGUCGUCUACUCACAGUUGCCGGUGUCUCCUCGUGGUUUGUGUCUUUCCGCCUUCCCUCGCCUCGUCGUCGUCGUGUUCUUGCUCCGGGGCCUCUCCGUCACUUCCUUCUCGCCGGUUUCGUCGCUGAGUCGCCGUCGACCAUCGUGGCUGCAGUGAUGGGAAAGAUGAACAAGAAUAAGAAGGUAGGGGGGAGACAUGGGACUCCAAGUGAACAUAAUGAUAUGCAGGAUCAAGAGAUGGACAUAAGGAAAAUUAUGAAAGAAGUUGAAAAUUUUAGCUACUCACAUAUGACAUGGAAAGAACGUAAAAAGAUUGAGAAUCAAAAGGUCGUCUCUCUUGGUGGGAAGCCCCCCAAGAAACAGAGAUUACCUCUAAGUGUGGCACGUCCAACACUGAAGAAACAAAAGGAGAGAGAACAGAAAAUGCUUCAAGAGCGUUUGAUUCUUGGACAAUUUGGUGGAAAGCAUAGUGGUAGCAGUAAAAAAUCGGCGGGUAAGCACAAGGCCGAGGACAGGGGUUUGAGAUCAAGUGAAGGUCGUUUUAGAAACGGCAUACUGGAUGUGAGGCAUUUAUUAAAUUCAGCACCAUCAACAUCAAGAGAUCAUGACACUGGAAUGUCUAGUAAAUGGACCAAGAAAGGAGGUAAAGGGAAACCAGGGAAAAAGGGUGGUGGUAAGAAGCAUCGUUGAGUACAAUCCCCUAUUCAAUGCAAAAAUUUUGUAUGAAAUUUAAUGUAGUGAUUCAUCAGUGUCUAUGAAAAUUAUGACCCAAAUUUGAACUAACCAUAGAUAUUUGAAGUCAUUAGUCAUAUAAUUGUUCAAAAUAGACAAGGGAACAUCAUCCGUAGAAAUGUAAUCCCAAAACCACAUUCAAAAACCAAAAUAAAUCUUGACGAAAGUCACUACAUAUCCAAAA
Arachis ipaensis is the source of this 1003-nucleotide messenger RNA. The record is from RefSeq and is a predicted model, not a curated record. Lineage: Eukaryota; Viridiplantae; Streptophyta; Magnoliopsida; Fabales; Fabaceae.